Uranotaenia lowii is the source of this 2908-nucleotide messenger RNA. RefSeq lists its product as uncharacterized. The transcript is spliced from 6 exons. Bases 1 to 1029 code for a protein of 342 amino acids. NCBI's taxonomy places the organism in Eukaryota, Metazoa, Arthropoda, Insecta, Diptera, Culicidae. Gene Ontology annotation, molecular function: DNA-binding transcription factor activity, RNA polymerase II-specific; protein dimerization activity; RNA polymerase II cis-regulatory region sequence-specific DNA binding. The record is from RefSeq and is a predicted model, not a curated record. Gene Ontology annotation, biological process: regulation of transcription by RNA polymerase II.
AUGAUUCAUAUGGCCUUCCAGAGACAAAUUUUCCACAGGCACCCCGAAGCAUCGCGAUGGCUUCAUCCGGCCCUGAAGAAAGCAAAGAGCAAAGAACUAAAAUUUCACCCCACGACGACGAUUGCAACGAAAAACAGCUACCUACCACAAAUUUCGCAUACGUUCAGCCAACAACAAAAAAAAAUCAUCAAUCACCACCUUUUUCCUCACUCUCAAAAUUUUUAUUUACUAGUUGGUGCUUUGUUAAACAGAUAUUUCGCGAUUCGCAUCCUAAUAAUUGAUUUUGUCUACAUUUUCACCCUUCCCCCCGACAGUGAUGACCUGAUAAGCAUGGCCGAGGACAAUACAUUAGGUGACUUCUCACAUAUCGACGAUGAAUUGCAGUUUGUGAAAAAUGAUGGAAUGCUAGCACUCAGAUUAAUUCAAGUGGCAGACAGUUUAGACUCACCUAACUUUAUCACAGGAACACCGGCAAAUUCCUACCCAACGCUAACCAACUCCAACAACAACGACGCUAAUCAAUGCUCAUUCUUUGUGCUCAAAAAAAAUAAUGACAAUGUCAAGCAAAGCAGACCUGCCGUCAACAUCAGUCGAACAGGCCCGAAGUCGAUCGACUGUGUCAGUGAUACUAGCCUCAACCGAAAGCAACGAGAUGACCGGCGGAGGGCGAACCAUAACGAAAUCGAACGGCGGCGGCGGGACAAAAUCAACAACUGGAUCCACGAGCUGAACAAGAUCAUCCCCGCGGAGCAUAUGAACAGCCCCUCGACGGAUCCCCAGCAGAACAAGCAGAACGGAGGCCAGGGCGAUAACCUGUCCAAGGGAGGCAUCCUGGCGAAGGCGUGCGAGUACAUCACCCGGCUAAAGGACACCAGCGACAAACUAACCGAGUGCCUUGCCGAGAAAGAUCAGAUCCUGCUGGAGAACCUGCAGCUCAAGGAAAGCAUCAACCACCUGCUGGCAGAGAACAAACGGCUACAGUCGGAGCUUCAGUUUGCGCUUGCCACCAACGUUAAGAUAGAGUCGUAGCCAUCAUCAAAAAGUCAUUAUCAUGUUAUCAUAGUCUAAAUAGUAGGGUAUUAGAAUCGCUGUGCGAAAACGACGACUUCGAGCUGACUGUUUGUGAUGUGCGCGAGAGUUCGAGAACAUGAAAGUGUGCUAUACACCUAGUAAGAACGCUGUGCGAUCAAACACAUAUACACAUAACAUAUACAAAACUAUAUACAUAGUACAUCAGUAAUCCGUAAGUAUUCGUCAUAACUAAUUGAUUGAUCAAUUUACCAUAUAGCGUUAUUUGUUGAACGAUAAUUGCACUGAAAACGGAGAAAAGACACAUAUGCAUACCCAGUAUCGACUGUGUAGAGACGACGACGUCAGACGUUUUAGGAAGACACUUGUACACAAUCAUCGAAAAUUGACGAACGACGGAAAACAAUACGAUAAACACAAAAAAGGUUCGUUAGAAAAGCCCGUAUCCGAUGCAAAACGUCAGGAAAAUUAAGCGUAAACCUACCCACAGAACACCCCCUCAUACAUAUGAAUAGUUGCAAUUUGUUACCCUAGCACAGUCAUCAUCAUCAUCAUCAUCUUCCUGAGUCCAGUCUCGUUGUUGUUAUCAUUAGCAUCGGAAGCGUUACAGUUGACACAAUACGCCACCAUGCUUCUUCCUUCAAAGGUACGUCGUGCUUUCCUAAUUCCUGACGAUAUACGAACACGAAAUUUUCCACCAGCUUACACAGUUCCUGGUAUUUGCAGAGGCGAUCAUAAUAAGGGUGCUUGCUUACUGUUGAUCUGUUUCUGGAACAAUGUACCAGUAGUUCCACCAGAUUAAUGUUUUCUCAAGGUCAUAUGUGAGCAGUAGAGUUUCAAGGACUGUGAAAAUCACAUCGGAUAAUAGAACAUCAAUUAGAAUGCUAUUCAAUUUAAACGUCAAGAAAAAAUAAUGACUUAUUCCGCUUAAUUUUGGUGCUGUUAACUGGAUAAUUGAAGUCAGCAAUAUUUCUACCAAAGGACUUCAACGUUGCGAUAUAAAAAUUGUUAGCUUGAUCAAUUUAGACUCAAAAGAUACUCAACCGAGCACAAAUCGAACAACCUUCGAACCCUGUUACCAAUUUCGAUCGUUUUAAGAAAACUAAUUCACUUUCCAAGGCCCUCCCUAUCCAACAGACUUCUUCAAACGAAAAAAAAAGAGAUGUGUCGUGCCUUCGAUCUGAAUCGGGUGUAUUCAACCUCAAUUAUCAUGAUGAUAACACAAAGCGCAUGGUUUAGAGUAGAUUAAAUCUUCCUCUUUGGUUGUCCAAACACUGGAACGGAAUGCUAUACCGAAUGAACAAACUAAUCGUCGUCGUCGUCAUGUGUACCGUAUCAUUUAUCGCGACGUCAACCUCGCUCCUCGGUGACGACGAGAGCGAGGGAUGAUGAUGAGUUACACGGUCCAAAACAAACACCGUCACCACAUCACAGCGCUCUAACAUCGAUCGUCAUUCUAGCUAAAAGGUGCUAAUACGCGAUCGAAAUCGCUCAGUACUGCUAUUGAGUGUAAGUUUAUUUUUCCCUCACAUCCCCCGAUGGAAAAAAAGGGUUGUGGGGCAAUUUUGACAAACCAUUAAAGAUCGUGAUCGAUUUCUCCAUCACAACAAAUUUUUACAGUGGUUAGGUAGGAUCAUCGAUUGGCAUGGGAUCGAUUUGAGGGGAAACCAGACGCUAAUUGAUAGUGAAAACCGGUGCGCUCUAUUAGGAACACGAAUACACGCGGGGAAGGACGAUUAUUUGAUCUACUAUUUGUAGAGCAGCACAGUUAGCAACAGCCCGUACUGAAUGGACGGAUUUUGAAAUUGGUUUCUUCCAUCACUACCUAGAGGGCUAGUUUUUCGGUUUCCAGGGCUUUCAUAACAUUUUGUCCAAUAAC